Molecule: messenger RNA, 3187 nt
Organism: Osmerus eperlanus (European smelt)
Lineage: Eukaryota; Metazoa; Chordata; Actinopteri; Osmeriformes; Osmeridae
Product: lysophosphatidic acid receptor 6
Exons: 2
Coding region: 127-1095 (322 amino acids)
Biological process (GO): G protein-coupled receptor signaling pathway; behavioral response to pain
Cellular component (GO): membrane
Molecular function (GO): G protein-coupled receptor activity
Source: RefSeq, a predicted model, not a curated record
GACAGCCAACCAGCCAGACAGACAACCAGCCAGCCAGCCAGUCAAUCAGCGUGCCUCAAACAGAGAUGUUCUGACCAUCAUAAGGAUCGUAACCAUCCUCUACUCUGCAGCCCAGAACAGAUCGACAUGUCCAUCAACACCUCCCAGGCCUGCUUCACCGGCAGCGUGGGCGGCGACCCUCUCUUCGUGGGCGUGUACUCCACCGUCUUCCUCUUGGGUCUGGUGCUCAACCUCACCGCCCUGGCUGUCUUCUUCUGCCACGGCAAGUCGCGCUCGCACACCAUCGUCUACAUGACCAACCUGGCUCUGGCCGACCUCCUCCUGGUCCUCACCCUCCCGGUCAGGGUGUACUACCACCUGGGCUUCCCCCUCCUCCCCCAGUGGCUGUGUGACGGCGUGGGUCUGGUCCUCCUGGCCAACAUGUACGGCAGCAUCUUCCUCCUGGCCUGCAUGUGCCUGGACCGCUGCCUGGCCGUGUCCUUCCCCAUGUCUCCCAGGGUGUGCGAGGCUCGGAAGAAGGCCCCGCUGGUGUGCCUGGGCGUGUGGGUGCUCACCGUGGGAGCCAGCCUCCCCACCUACAUCUCCCAGCGGUGGGAGAAGGGCGAGGAGACCAACGACACAAGCUGCUUCGGGAGACUCCCGGUCUACACCACGCAGCAGGUCACCCUGGCGUCCACGAUGACGGUGGGCUUCGGCCUGCCGUUGGCGGUGAUGCUGGUGUCGUCCUGGGGGCUUCUGAGGGCCAUCGGGCGCAGCGCCGCCGCCGCCCAGACCGAGCUGGUGGACAGCGGGAAGAUCCGGAGGAUGGUCGCCACCAGCCUGGUCAUCUUCCUCGUCUGUUUCCUGCCCUAUCACUGCAUGCUGGUGUUCCUCUACGUCUACAGGACGGAUGUUCCCUGCCCCCUGCUGGUGGCGUACCGCUACAGCCUGAUGUUGGCGUGCCUCAACGCCAUGCUGGACCCACUGGCGUACUACUUCACCACGGAGACAUUCAGGAAGAGGAUGGACGUGGGGGCCAUGAGGAGGAUGUUUCCCCUCCGCAACAGCAGCUCCACCGAGGUCCAGCACAAGUCACGAGGGCCGCUCAACACUUAGAGAGCUGGAGAAUGUGCUCGUGGGCCUAUCAGGGAUGAGGGGUUGUUGACAUGGGCCUAUUGGGGGAUGAGGGGUUGUUGACAUGGGCCUAUCGGGGAUGAGGGGUUGUUGACAUGGGCCUAUCGGGGGAUGAGCGGUUGUUGAAAUGGGCCUAUCAAUGCCUGAAGAUCGUUCACACGGGCCAAUCAGGGCUUUGAGAUUGCAAACGUGAACCAAUCGUAUUUUCCGGUGGCUUCUCACUGUGCCUUUUUUUCUUCUACUUCGCUUUUCGCUUCGAUUUGUAUAGCCCUUUUUACACACAAGUUCUAAAUAUGAAAGAGAGGAGCAGAACACAGGCUUAACAUAGUCAUACAGCAGGGAAGUGUCAAUGGGUUUUGAAACAUCAAAAUCCAUUGUUCAACUUGGUAGAUAUAGGAAGGGACCGGGAAACUCGCUGUUGCCCAUCAUGGAGACUGGUUUCCGGUUGGCGACCAGGUCCAGCGUUGGCAAACCGACAACCAGGCAGGUGCUGACAGCUCAAACCCCCCACACCACGGGAUGUGUGGAGGGGGGACAGAGAGAGGAGAGCAGGGAUUAGAGAAUGUCAGGAACAGCUAACAGGAUAAAUGAUAUGGGGUUCAUAAAAGCACUUUAACGAUGCAAGGGUUUUGUAAAUUGACUUCUCUCACAUGAACUAAAAGUAAGAGGAACUCAAAGAUUGCAAUCAUUUCACGUUUGAGGUUGUUGGUUGGUUGACACCUCAGGCUAAUGAUAGGCUCUCUCUCUCGCUGUGUUUCCAAAAUUGGGGCUUGUCCUCGCUGCGAUACAAGACACUGGAUCUGGAAGCGUAGCAAGCGUGGGGUCUGGAGAUGAUGAGAACACGGUUGAGCUCAUGCAGGGUUGGUUGAGACGGGGAGAAACAGCGCUAAAGCGUGGGUGGCAAUACCCACUCGCUUCGUCCUCGAUCUGUGUAACACGUUCUCAAGCAGGGAACUAGGGAGAGAAACUAGGUUGUUCACACAAAAUGUCUCCAGUGAAAAAACAGAACCAACAAUAUCACCGCCAUCUCUCUUUGUGAAAGCAGGGUGUUCCGGGACAAGACCACGGGAACAACCACCUACAGCAUUACAUUACAUUACUUUAUUACAGGGUUUAGGUCAGAUGCAGCGCAACAGACUGCAGAGUAAGAGGUUGUAGGCAGAAAUACUCCAUCCAGUAUGUUGCUUUGGGUAACAGCGUCUUUUAAAAGAAUGUGUUAAUAUCACAUACUACGUUUUGGGAUGUAUGUUGCAUUCGAGACGCGGUUGGUGUCUUGUAAGUGGCUGCACCCGUGAAAAUGGUUGAGAUUGCACUUUAUUCAGAUAUUAUUAUUGUUGCUCCACUGUGCCUGGUAGCUAAGAUGUGGGAACAUUGUGCUGUGCAUCAUAAAUACUGACCACCAAAAUACUAUUAGAACUCUGCAUUUCUGAUCCUUGAUUUAUGCUUUACUUUCUAUGUGCGCUAUUUCUAUGUCUCUUUGGAUCAAAAACAUCCGCUGAAUGAAUCAAAUGUAAAAUAAGUUAAUGGUUCACUUUCUUAAAUGGCAGACUAUUUUUUUUUGCAACAGUCUCUCCUGUCCUGUUGAUAAGCAACACUUCUGCUCUAAACCCGGGCUUCUAAAUAUGCACUGAGAGUAAAUGAAUACGUUGAGAGCCUAACUCUACUUGUUAUUUAUAAUGUUAAAUGCAUGAACUCAGAAUGUUUCAUUCUUUUAUUGUAGGUUAUAAAGAAUAUAUUGUGCUUAUUAAAGUUAUGCAUUGUGCUUAUUAAAGUUAUGAACUUAGAAGUGUGCUCAGGCUUAAACAUUGGGUCUCACACUGGGUGUGGAAAGCAGGCUGUUGUUUGUGUUUCUAUCUCUUCAUUUUCAGAAACAACCUUGAAACCGGGUGGAGACGGCACCCGAGCAGGUGGGACGCGUAGGCAAGAACAACUCCCUGAUGCACGAGAGAACAAGCUCAACCCUUUUUUAAUACUUGUGUGUUUCAAUUGCACUGUAUAAAUAUAUGCUGGGGAGGGACAGAUAGCCAGUUGGACUUCGUGAACCAGCCCAAACUCUGUUGCGGGUAGGGAAACU